Messenger RNA from Trichosurus vulpecula (common brushtail), 12617 nucleotides. RefSeq names its product bone morphogenetic protein receptor type 2 (gene BMPR2). Gene Ontology annotation, molecular function: ATP binding; transforming growth factor beta receptor activity. Lineage: Eukaryota; Metazoa; Chordata; Mammalia; Diprotodontia; Phalangeridae. The coding region runs from base 1405 to 4527 and encodes 1040 amino acids. The transcript has 13 exons. Gene Ontology annotation, biological process: cellular response to growth factor stimulus; BMP signaling pathway; protein phosphorylation. The record is from RefSeq and is a predicted model, not a curated record. Gene Ontology annotation, cellular component: signaling receptor complex; plasma membrane.
GCUCCUCCGUAGCCGCCGCUGCCACCGCCGCCGCCACCACCCGGGCUCAACCGCAGGCUGGAGACAGACGGGGCCGAGAAGAGACAGAGACUGAGGAGGAGGAGGAGGGGGCGGGGCGACGCCCGGUGACCGGAGCGCCGCAGACUGGCAGCUGCAGCGUCUCCCCCCUUUGUGUCUGGUCUGCUCUGCUCUGGUCUGAGGCUCGCGAGCUGCCCUCCCCCUCCUCCCACCCCGCCUCAGCCGGGGUGCGGCGUGUCUAGGUGCCCCCUCCCCCUCUCCGGGCACCUCCAUCCUCGCGCCGCCGCCCCCUCCCCCCACGAGCCCCGCGGGGAGCGAGCGUCGAGGAGCCGCAGCCCCAGCCGCAGCAGCGGGAGAGCCGAGCGAGGAAGGAGCAGGGAGCGACCCAGCGGCGGCGCGGCGGCAGCCCCGGCUUCCUCGGGGGGUGGUAGGCUGGGGAACCAUUGACGGGAGAAGGAGGAGGCAACGACGAGACCCGGACGGCGGGGGAAUGGACCUCGGAGCGGCUCGCGGAGCCGCGGCCCCGGGACUUGGAGCGUAGAAGGAAGCGGGCCAAGGAGAAGAAGAGGCCGGGGGCACUGCCGGCCUUCCCUGGGGGACCCCGUCCGGCCUGCCCUCCUCCCUCGGCCCAUGGAAUUCGGACGCGCCUGGGGGCUUACUGGUUUCGGUUCGGCGGCCGGGCGGAUCAUGGGGGGAGGCACCUUUGCGCAUCUUGUCCGCCUUGAAAUCGAAGUGAUUUGAAGCGAAACUUACUUAGGAGGGACGUGCCCCCAGCCCACGGAGCCCGGCCUCUCCCCCUAGCUCCCCAUCACGCACCAGGAGCAGGAGCCGCGCGCGAUGCGGCCUGGAGCCCCGGGCUUGACGCCACCGCCCCCGCCGGCAGCGCCCCUUCCCCAGGCUGCGAAGUUGUAGGGGUUCCCCCCAUUCCCUUUCCGUCCUCCUCGGAAUACCCCUUACUCGCACCUGCUCCCUGGCUAUGUUUCCUUCCAAACCGGGCUCCUUUUUCGAUAUUGUGAAACUACGUGGGAAAUCAUCGUGGUGAUUUCACAGACUUCCCCUGCCGCCCCCGGCCCCCCAUCCCUCCCCACAUCUCCGUCCGGAGCAUGCAUCCUGUUUGGAGGGCAGAGCCGCGCCGUCCUCCUCGCGUGAACCACGUCCGAGGAGGAGAGAAAUGAAGGGAAUUUUCUGCAGUGGAGUCCGAGCUCUGCAGACGGGUCCUUUAAGCAUCUGCCAUUUGUCGUUUCAAACUGCAUUGUGAGAAUUCCGAGCAGGAACAUCAAGAUAACUCAAAACGGAAAAAGGAGGGGAAGGAAAUUCCUCCUGCCGGUGUUUCUCUCUUUCUCUCCUAGUUUCUUGACCCUCUUUGGCUCCUUGGCUUGCCCAGGUAUGACUGCCUCUCUGCAAAGCCUCGGGCCGGUGCUGCUGCUCUCCUGGACCGUGUUGCUGAUCAGCACUGCGGCUGCUUCCCAGAAUCAAGAACGGUUAUGUGCAUUUAAAGAUCCAUAUCAGCAAGAUCCAGGGAUUGGUGAGAGUCGUAUAUCCCAUGAAAAUGGCACUGUUUUAUGUUCAAAGGGUAGCACCUGCUAUGGACUUUGGGAGAAAUCCAAAGGGGACAUAAAUCUCGUGAAACAAGGAUGUUGGUCGCACAUUGGAGACCCUGAAGAGUGUCAUUUUGAAGAAUGUGUUGUGACAACCACCCCUCCCUCAAUUCAGAAUGGAACAUACCGUUUCUGUUGUUGCAGAACAGACUUAUGUAAUGUCAACUUCACUGAGAACUUUCCACCUCCUGACACCACACCUUUGAGUCCUCCUCAUUCAUUUCAUCGAGAUGAGACAAUAGUAAUUGCCUUUGCAUCAGUCUCUGUAUUAGCUGUUUUGAUAGCUGCCCUGUUCUUUGGAUAUAGGAUGCUGGCAGGGGAUCGUAAGCAAGGUCUUCACAGUAUGAACAUGAUGGAAGCAGCAGCCUCUGAGCCCUCUCUGGACCUAGAUAAUUUAAAACUUCUGGAGCUGAUUGGUCGGGGACGAUAUGGAGCAGUGUACAAAGGUUCCUUGGAUGAGCGUCCAGUAGCUGUAAAAGUUUUUUCUUUUGCCAAUCGUCAAAACUUUAUCAAUGAGAGGAACAUUUAUAGAAUUCCUCUUAUGGACCAUGAUAACAUUGCUCGCUUCAUCGUUGGAGAUGAAAGAUUCACCGCUGAUGCACGAAUGGAAUAUUUGUUGGUGAUGGAAUAUUACCCUAAUGGUUCUUUGUGCAAGUAUUUGAGUCUCCAUACCAGUGAUUGGGUAAGCUCUUGUCGUUUGGCACAUUCUGUUACCAGAGGCCUGGCAUACCUUCACACAGAAUUACCAAGAGGAGAUCAUUACAAACCUGCAAUUUCCCAUCGAGACUUAAACAGCCGAAAUGUUCUUGUAAAGAAUGAUGGAACUUGUGUCAUUAGUGACUUUGGAUUGUCCAUGAGGCUAACUGGAAAUAGGCUUGUUCGCCCUGGGGAAGAGGACAAUGCAGCAAUAAGUGAGGUUGGUACAAUCCGAUAUAUGGCACCAGAAGUGCUCGAAGGAGCAGUGAACCUGAGAGACUGUGAAUCCGCCCUGAAACAAGUAGACAUGUAUGCACUUGGCCUAAUCUACUGGGAAAUAUUUAUGAGAUGUACUGACCUCUUUCCAGCAGGUGAGUCUGUGCCAGAGUACCAGAUGGCCUUCCAGACAGAAGUAGGGAACCGCCCCACUUUUGAAGACAUGCAAGUCCUGGUGUCUAGGGAAAAGCAGAGGCCCAGAUUCCCAGAAGCCUGGAAGGAAAACAGCCUGGCUGUAAGAUCACUAAAGGAGACAAUUGAAGACUGUUGGGACCAGGAUGCAGAGGCUAGGCUAACUGCUCAAUGUGCUGAGGAGAGGAUGGCUGAACUCAUGAUGAUUUGGGAAAGGAACAAAUCAGUCAGUCCAACAGUCAAUCCAAUGUCCACUGCUAUGCAGAAUGAACGCAACCUGUCACACAACAGGCGUGUGCCAAAGAUUGGCCCUUAUCCAGAUUAUUCUUCUUCUUCAUACAUAGAAGACUCCAUUCAUCACCCUGAUAGCAUCGUGAAGAACAUUUCUUUGGAACAUUCAUUGUCCAGCAACACACCUCUAACUGUAGGUGAAAAGAACCGAAAUUCAAUUAACUAUGAACGACAACAAGCACAGGCUCGGAUUCCCAGUCCUGAAACUAGCGUCACCAGUUUGUCCACAAACACUACCACUACAAACACCACCGGCCUUACUCCUAGCACUGGCAUGACCACCAUCUCAGAGAUGCCCUACUCAGAUGAAACAAAUCUCCAUGCCACAAAUGUGACUCAGCCAGUUGGGCCAACCCCUGUCUGCCUACAGUUAACCGAAGAAGACUUGGAGACCAACAAGUUGGACCCAAAAGAAGUUGAUAAAAAUCUAAAGGAGAGCUCUGAUGAGAAUCUAAUGGAGCACUCCCUUAAACAGUUCAGUGGACCAGACCCCCUGAGCAGCACCAGCUCCAGCUUGCUUUACCCACUGAUAAAACUUGCAGUGGAAGUAACCGGACAGCAAGACUUCACACAGACCAGUAAUGGUCAGGCGUGCUUAAUUCCUGACGUCCCCCCUGCUCAGAUCUAUCCUCUCCCCAAGCAACAGAACCUUCCCAAGAGACCUACUAGUCUACCCUUGAACACCAAAAACUCAACAAAAGAACCCCGGCUGAAAUUUGGCAGCAAGCACAAAUCAAACUUGAAGCAAGUUGAAACUGGAGUUGCCAAGAUGAAUACAAUCAAUGCUGCAGAGCCUCAUGUAGUGACAGUCACCAUGAAUGGAGUGGCAGGCAGAAGCCACAACGUGAACUCACACGUUGCCACAGCCCCAUAUGCUAAUGGUGUAGUGCCAUCUGGUCAGGCACCCAACUCAGUGGCACACAGGGCCCAGGAAAUGCUGCAGAAUCAGUUCAGCGGUGAGGACAGCCGGCUGACUAUCAACUCCAGCCCUGACGAGCACGAGCCUCUCCUAAGACGGGAGCAGCAGGCUGGCCAUGAUGAAGGCGUGCUGGAUCGUCUGGUGGACAGGAGAGAUCGCCCCCUGGAAGGUGGUCGGACAAACUCCAAUAACAACAACAGUAAUCCAUGUCCAGGGCAAGAGGUUCUGAAUGUUGGCCUUCAGAGCACAGGCACAGAUCCUGGGCAGGCAAAACCCAGAAGGGCACAGAGACCUAAUUCCUUGGACCUGUCAGCCACUAGUGCCCUAGACAGCAGUAGUAUACAGUUAGGUGAGUCAUCACAAGAUGGCAAACCAGGAUCAGGUGAAAAGAUCAAGAAACGUGUGAAAACCCCCUAUUCUCUCAAGCGGUGGCGUCCUUCCACCUGGGUCAUCUCCACGGAGCCACUGGACUGUGAGGUCAACAACAAUGGUAGUGACAGGGCCGCUCAUUCCAAAUCCAGCACUGCUGUCUACCUUGCAGAAGGGGGCACUGCCACAACCAGGGUGUCUCAAGAUACGGGAAUGAACUGUCUGUGAAGUGUCUCACAAGCCUACCCACAAAAGGACUUUUUUUUUUUUCACCAUUUAAAACAAACAUGCAGAAGACAUCAAAAAGAAAACAGAAACUUUAUCCUCCUGUCAGCUCCCCCUACCAAGGACUUGCUUUAAAUAGAUUUCAGCUAUGCAGAAAUUUUUUAGCUUAUGCUUCCAUAUUUUUUAAGUUUGUUUUUUUAUGUUUUUGCACUUUUAUUUAGUCUCACUAAAGUUAAGUCUGUCUGUUAUGACCACAGAAUUCUAUAUAUGUGUAUCAAGAAGAGGUGGUCUCAAAAUAUUUUUUUAAAUGUAUUUCUGAUAAUCAGUUUGGACCAUUUUCUAAAAGGUCACUAAAAUCAGAAGCAGACUCUAAGACAGGUUUGACUGCAGUGGUGUCUUGUAUCCAUGUUUGAUUUCUGUGCACAAGCUAGUUUGUAUGUUUAUCCGUUCCUGAGUGUAUCUUUUGACCAUCCCUCUUGUGUUCUGUUGGAAUGUGCAAUAGUCUGAAGGCCACAGGAUACCCAGUGUUUCUGGCAUGGACACAGGCGUGUCCUCCCACAUGGUUGAUACUAGUUGAUUUCUUCCUCAUCAGUUGGGCUGGUCAGAUUGUGGGACAGUGAACUUUGCAUUAUGCAGCCAGCCUGAAAGUGCUACCUUGUCUCGUUUUUUCUCUAAGGUGAUUAUGGAGAGUGCAAAAACCUUGCCUCAAAGGGCUCUUAAAGAGGGAACCACAAAACUUAAUUUGAAAUGCAAUUCUUUUUAACCUUCCAAAUCUGAAUACAUUUCCUUCCAGGCAUUUUAAGAAACCAUAAUUAGAGUAUUAAUUUUGAAAGUUCUUAAAAUAAGAGAGCAUUGAACAAAAAAAAAUAAGGAAACACAAAUGUCAGCCAUUUUUCCACUUUAUUUUCCUAUUUGUAUCUGUAAUCUUUCCAUAUUCAGUCAUAUUAGUAAUACAUAAGGAGUGCAUUUUCCCCAGAAAGCAUGAAGAGCGAACACUGUGAUGUAAUUUUUAAGUAGGUAGGUUGUUCUCUCAUCCCUUCACUGAGCAGUCUUUGACCCAAAAAGAGGUUCAAUUUCCUCAUUUGAAAAUGGAUUUUAAAAGUCAUUUUUAGUUACAGACCUGUAGUAUCUUGUGUAUUUAGUUCCCAAACAAAGCUGCAUGGCUUUAUCAGAAAAUGAUUCAUCUUCCUAAGACCUAAAACACUGUGUGGAAAAAUUAUUCCGUCAGCAUGCCAAAUGCCUGUGGCAGGAAGGAUUGCUGCCAAACCUGCCUGUCUUAAGCUGAUUGAGACCGAACUUCUCUCCUUUCAAGUCAUCUCUUUCUUUGCUUUACUUUUCACAUGGCUCCUCCCCCAUUCAGUACUUUUGCCCACUUUCCACAUGAACUGCUGAUAUAUAACUAGCACAUGUGAUGUGCUGGAUGCCUUUUUCUGCCGUAGCAUGUCUGAGUCUCAGCCUUUGGGCCCUUAUUAUUUCUAAAGCUUCCCUUACCUCUUUCACUCCUUCUGAAACAUAUCUAAGCAGCCUCAAAAUACACUUUAUCAGAAAUUAGAGCACCUUCUCUCAAAUGAGGGAUGCCUUUCUUUCUAAGCACAAUUCUUUGAUAAUAUGUAUGAACAAUAAUAAUCUAAUACCUUUUAUUUCUCUAAGUGGUCCCAGGGCUUUAUAUACAUUAGCUAAGUAAUUCCCAAAAUGUUGGUUCAGGGAUCUGCCUCCUGAACUACAUUGCUUCAGGCAUGGAACCUUCUACAGAUGCUGGCUCCAUUUAGCCAGAGACAGCCAGCCCGACAGACGUUUCCUUGCGUGCUCAUUACCUUCUUAUGUUUUCUAGUCGCUGUGAGCUCCCAUCCUAGAGAUGGAAUACUUGCACCAUGUUUGGGUUCUUGACAUUGCACCCUUUGUCUACUUUUUUGGCACUGAUGCUAGCAAAAAUGGUACCCUAGGCUUCCAUGUUUUUACAUUUCUCUUUACUUGGACUUCUAUAGACUUUUCUCAAAUUUAUGCUCACAUGUGAUAAACUCAAUGAUUUUUCUAUUUGAAAAAAAUUAUUUUUCUCCUUGAAAAAAUUUUCCUUUGUUUUUCAGGAUUUAAAUACAUCCCUCAGAGACAUUUCAGGGAAUUCUUUUCAAUAAUGGAUAAGAUAAUCAAACCCUCAUCCAAUAUGGAGUAUAUUUAAUAGUGGGGAAAGAACAUCUGAGCUCCACCUGAUCCUUUUUCCUGCCACAAUAGGAAUUGUCCAUAUUCUACUGUGCUUCAUUUAAGUGUUUGCAAGUUUUCCAACAUUUUAAUGCUUGAUGCAAUCAAAUGAUGCAAACAUGAAAAAACCUCACUAUAUUGUUCAUUAAACAAAAGCCUAUUCUAAUAUAAUAGUUGUAUUUUUUCCCUCUACUUCUCGAGCAGUCUGAUGAAAAAAGGCAAGGUAGAAAAUGCUUUUUAUAAUAAAGCAUCCUAUCAGUAAAAUAAUUCUGAAAAAUGGUUUUGUUAAAUAGUCAUUAAUUUGUUUCAGACUACUUAAUUGCUUAAAUAUGUUUGUAAUUCUUAGUGAAAUAAUUUCACUUUAACUGUCUUCAUUGUGGCUCUGCUACUGCUGCAGAGCAGUAGGCUAGAAUAUAUGUUUCCAAAUUCUGAUGUUUAACUGACACUGAAAACAUUGGAAUUUAGAAAGUAGUUUGAUCUUUUUACAAACAAAAAGCCUUAUGAUUAAAAUAAUAGAAUGUAGUUCACAGAACAGUAAUAAAGAAACUUUAAAGAUCUAAUAAUAAGUAACCCAGUUCCAAAAUAGUACCACUAACUAAACUUAAACUCGCAUACCAAAAAUCAGUGGUUGACAGUUUUUGUUUCGUUGUUUUUAGGAAAAGGUUUAAUUAUAAUUUAUGAGGAGAGUAAUUUUGCUUUCCUUUGCUAAUGGAUGGUUUAUUAGAAGACAGGUAUAUCAUCAGUGGAGUGAUGCUGUAAAUAAGAUUGUGCCAAUAUUAUAUAAAUAAUGACAAGGAUAUUCUAUGUGCUGCUUGAUUGGAUGAAAUUCAGUCACAGUACGCAAGCACAGGACCAGGUUUCCAAAUUGUAAUAGCAGAGUAAAAGCUAAAAGACAAGCAGGCAUCAGAAAAGGACAGACAUGUCUGAAGUUAAUUUUCUGUACUUGUAACCUAGAAAAUUUGGCUAAUUUAAGGCCAAAAGAAGAAUCAGUCCAUUACAUGCAACCACGAAUUCUAAAAAGGUUUCAUUUCUGCUCGUUGUAACUUUACAUUGCAGACUUAAAGCAAAAUUAUGUUUAGGAAAGUGGAUUAUUAGUAUAAAGAGACUCUUUGUAAUGAUUCCAUGUUGAUUUAAAAGUUUGUGGUUUUUGUUAGUAUAUUUAUUGAACUCAAUUCUAUCAAACGUGUUUCCACUGGGAAAACAAUCUCCUUGUAGGGUAAGAAAACACAAUUUUGUCAUUUUAGAAAACAAUACUGAGAUAAAGAUUGAGCAUAGCAUGUAGGAAGGCUACAAGGAAAAACUUUGCAUCGAGUGGGUUUUGUAAGGCCAAUUCCUUCUUGAUCAUCUACUUGCUGUAUAAAACUUUAAUUGAUCCUGAAGGCAUCAAGAAUUGAAACAGGAAACAUUUGAUUAAAUAUAUGUAAACAUGUGCAUAUACAUGAGUGAAAGUUAUCUUAAAAAUAGAACAAGAAGUAUAUUUUUAAAAUUUUCCACAUUUAGUGUAGCAUUCUAAUUUAUGGCUUAAAAGACUAAAAGCUAUGUGAUGUUUCUAGCUAGAUUGAAAACACAAGAAUCAUUCUGGAGUAGACCAUGCUGAAGAUCCCAGUCUUGAGCUAUGUAAAUUUUAGCCAGAACUACCUUGAAUGUCCCCUUUGUGGAUAUGCCCAAUAAAGAAAUAAAACUGGUAAAUCACCAGUCGAGAUACUUAUCUGAAAGACAGAACCAAAACAGGGCUGUUAACCGGAUAUUCAAGAUUAAGCAAAUACAUAAAAAAACAUCAGGAAAUGAUGGGAUUGGGAGAGCCAGGCCAAGAUGGCAGAUUAGAAGCAACCCAGCUGACUCAGUAUUCCCCUCCAAACAACUUUAAAAUACCACCCAAAAUCAAAUUUGGAAUGACAGAGGUGACAAAAGGUCAAGGUGAGAAGUUUUUUCCGCUUCUAAGAAAAAAGGUCCGCAAGAGAAGUUUGUGACACUGGGGUGGAAACCUGUCCAGAGCCCACAUAUAUGGGUGCAGCAGCAGUGGCUUCAGGAGCUCUCAGCCCAGAAAGGGUAAGGGGGUCAGACAACUGGUCAGAAAGAAAUUACAAGGAACCCUUUGCCGACACUGGAUACAGUUGGCACUGAUUGGCAAUUCUAUUACCCAUAAGCAGUUCUGGGUCACAGUUCAAGGGUAGAGAAAGACUGUGAGGGUCAGUCACAAGGGAGCAGGGACCCUGGUCACAGCACUAGCAUUUGUGGCUACAGGAGACCAGGAACACUUCCUGGGUAAAGACCAAGGCAUAGACCAGGAGAGCGACGACCACAGCUCUCUGAAUCACACCACAUUGGAAACACCAUGAACUUGCAGACCCCCAGAACUAUUUCUGAAAACAACACCUGAUUCUUGGGAUAGUCCUCCCCACUCCCCCACCUUCCAGGGAGCAGAGCCCAAUUUUCACAUAAAGUUCAAAGUCAAGAAAUAGGGGAAAUGAGCAAACAAAUAACAACAAAGAAUUGGACCCUCAAAAGUUACUAUGGUGGCAGGGAAGACCAAGACAUAAACUCAGAAGAAGGUGACAGUGUGAAAACAUGUACAAGCAAAUCCUCAAAGAAAAAUGCUAUUCGGAUACAAGCCCAACCAGAAUUCCUGGAAAAGUUAAAGAUGGAGAUCGGGGCGGGGAAUGAGAAAAGAAAGGAAUGAUGCAAGAAAAUGAUAAAAAGAGAAUUAACAGCUUGGUAAAAGAGGUACAAAAACAUACUGAAGAAAAUAACACCUUAACAACCAAAAUUGGCCUAAUGGUAAAAGAGGCACAAAAAUUCGCUGAAGAAAAGAAUUCUUUAAAAAACAAUUAGCCAAAUAGAAAAAGAGGUACAAAAAUCUCACUAAAGAAAAUAAUUCCUUAAAAAUUAGAAUUAGGCAAGUGGAAGCUAAUGACUCCAUUAGACAUCAAAAAACAAAAUCAAAAGGAUUGGGAGGGCCAGGCCAUCUACCUAUUUGUCCAUUUAAACUAACACUGGUCUUACGUACCUACUCUUGCUCCAGAGAAUAAGCUAUGGCACUCUUUGUUUUUCACAUGUCCAAUCUUUACCUUACAGAAGUUUCUUCUUGUGUAUUUUAUAAGCCUUCUGCUUCCUCUCAACUACAUUUUCUCUCUCCCAAUAGAAAAUGGUCACAAUCCUCUAUAUGUUAUCCUUUCAUACACUUGAAAACUGUUCAGUCAGUCCAGCUAUUUUCCAGACUAAAUUUUCCUAAUUUUCCUACUUUCAUAAUCCUCUUUAUUCAUAGUUUUAAACAAUUAAAGCAUAAUUAUAACAUUCAAAUAGUCCCCUAGUUGAAUAGAUGCAGAAAUCGAAAGCUAAGAUUGCAGAACUUGGCAAAAGGUUCAGUUAUUAUGCUAUUAAAAAAUUAGCCCUCGAGGAUUGGGCUUUAGACUGGACCAUACAACACUUUGUAAAUGUCAACUAUAGGAUUUUAUGUUUAAAUGUUCCCACCAAUCAAAAGCGUAACGCCAUGCAUGAAGAGCUGUACAUCUCACUAGCCUGCCAUGCUUUGGUACUGUUUUAACUAGUAUUGCAGCAAGCUUUGUAUCAUUGUAAUAGAGCCAUAAUAAUGUUGUAUAGGCCUCUUUGUAUACUACAAUAUUUCAUACACUAAAUGCUACAGGUUUGGCUAUCCAAUAGAUAUGCUAUGCUCAUCAAGUAUCAUCUGUGAGAAUUUUCAUAGGUCACUUUUAAAAUGUAUAUAUUUUAUUGCAGCAUAGAGUGGAUUGUGACAACCAGUUUUCAUUCUUUUAAUUUCUUUCUGAAUUCCCUUCGACGGCUAAAGUUGAGUUAUUUCUGCAGGUAAAGAAAAAGCUAGAAAUUCAGUUGAUAGCAAAUACUCCUAAAAGCAAAAUCAAAAAAUCUAGUCUGUAUAUUAAAAUUAUGCCUAAAAUAAAUCUAAGAUUUUAAAAGGAUUACUUGAACAUUUAAGUUCCGUUAUUAUUGUUAUGAUGUUCAUAAAGUUACUAUGAAAACAUUGUAUACAUGUUUAUUUUUUAAACCCAAUUUAAAACUUAACAUCUAGAUUUUAAAUUCUUUGGGGAAAAAAUCUAGAUUAAAAUUAUAUCAUGUAGGGCUUCAAUUUAGGAUUGAAUUUUUUAAACAGAUAACUUUUAAAUUAUGACAUUUUCAGUGUUUUGAAAGAUAAUUUAUCAUUUUUACCAUUUAAUUUGCACUGGUAGAUUUAAAAAAGUAAGCUGUUUUAGGCUUUUGAGCAUCUAAGUCAGGGUACCCAAUUUUGCUUAAACACUCAGGGCCCACCAUGUCCCUUUGCACACUGCAGACUUCAGUUGAUUCUAAACAGUUGGGUCCAGUGUAAUAAACAAGUGUAAUCUGUGUAUUGCAUAGUACAUUUUAUUUCAUCUUACGUCGAUUUAAUUUACAUAAUUACAUUACAUAAGAGAAGAGAUUCAUUAAAAAAAAAAACUUGUCUGGUCAUAUAAUAAGAGGAUGAAUAAAAGGUUGGUUCUGAAGCAAAGAAACCUUCCAGACUAAUUGGCUCCAUGUUGCUGCAUAGUAAAUAAUGGCCUUCUAGUGGAAAUAACUGUCUUUAAAGACAUUGCAGUCUUUUGAGUUAACGAAUAUGCAGGUUGGCUUGAGCAAGUUGUUCGUUUUUUUAAUGGAGGGGCUCACCUAGGUGGUAGAAUUUUCUCAGCAGAUAAUUUGCUUAACCUUGUAAAACUUUUCCAGAACGGAAGUCAACAAAUCCAGGAAUCAUUUAGAAGCCCAAUAAGAAAUAGCCCAAGGUGGUAGCACUCUUCCAUCUCUCCACAUUGUGGAGCCCAGCUGGAAUUUGCCAAAUUACUCUCCAUCCAUAACUAUUGAUUCAGACUUGAGUUUGAAGUUCAGUUUUGUUUUAUAAAUUAUCGGGCAAUUUAAGACCCAGAGCUAGGCGUUUCACAUACUUAAAAUCCUGCUAGUGAAGUAGUCUGAAACCUAAUCUUUCAUCUCAGGCAAUACACCGUUCAUGUUUAUAAGAAAACUAGCACCCUCCCCAUAAAAUGUUUAACACUGAGAGACUGAAAGAACACAAAAGACCUAAAAAAGAUACAAUUCAAAGUUAAUUCAGCCCACAUUUUAACUUUGAAUUACCUGGCUUAUGUGGCUUUUUUAAAAAUCACAUUUAUUUAUUGAAAGUUUUGUAUGCUUUGUCUUUUCAUCUCCUUAGGCAAUGUGCUGCAUAGAUGUUUGUAUAAGCUGGAAUCAUCCUUAGAUUUCAGUUGGUGACUUUUUUCACAUCACUAUAUAUGGUUUACUGUAAAAUACACUAACUUCUAGGGUUUGGUGUUUGUAGAAGCUGAAACAUGGAGAUAUAUAGCUGCCAUGGUUAUUAGGAAAGGACAGGAGAAAUAUAAACUAAAGAACAUUCAUAUCUAAGUAUGCUUUUCUGGAAAAGAAAGUGUAAAGAAAAAUCAGAAUCUCCUCAGAACCCUCUUGUUAACGGGUAUUUUUUGUUGGUGUGUUUUCCUCUUAAAGUGGUGUCCAUUCCUCUAAAAUGAUGGAUGGAAUAUCAUGUAUGAAUUUAUAAAUAAUUACUUUUAGUUACUUUGCUUUUGUAUAAGCUGUCUGAUAACUUGCUAUGCUGUAUAAGUUGUGUUUGAUGGAACAGUGUGAGUAUGAAAUAUGAAAUAAAGCAAAUUACUUUUCUUUUUUUAUCAUCUAUGGAUGCCACUAUGAAAGCUGACAUUAAGCCACUACAGAGUUUUCUAUGAAUACUUGUAAGUAAACGCUUUGAUAUAUAUAAACCUAAAUAAAAAGAGAUUGUAUUGAUACAGAGACAUUGGAUAAGAAAAUUUAAAGACAAUUCUUUAGGUUUAAAAAAGGCUUGCUGUAAAAUGGUGCAUUACUCCAUUUAUUAAAGAUCAUAUUAAUGACAA